Periconia digitata is the source of this 891-nucleotide messenger RNA. The record is from the annotation of a GenBank genome assembly. Lineage: Eukaryota; Fungi; Ascomycota; Dothideomycetes; Pleosporales; Periconiaceae.
ACUCUGAUAUUAUCGGGCACAUCAUAACAUCUGGACAAAAUGACGCAACUCCGAUGGUUCAUCACUGGAUGCACAUCAGGCCUGGGCGAAGCAUUCGUGCGAAGCAUACUCGCGCGAGGUGAUAAAGUGGUUGCAAGUGCUCGCGGAGAUGUAUCGCGACUCUCCUCUCUCAAAGAUGCCGGUGCAGAGGUCAUCAGUCUCGACGUCACAUCUUCUCCCUCCGAUAUCCAGGCAGCAGCGGCCAAAGUUCUCAAAGGCGGGCCUAUCGAUGUACUUGUCAACAACGCCGGAUAUAUUGAGGCAGCUUUGGCAGAAGAAGCUAGCUACGACAAUUACAUGUCUCAGUUCGAGACUAACUUUUUCGGCGUCAUCAAGACUACGCAAGCCUUUCUUCCACACUUUCGCGAAAGGAAAUCGGGGACUAUAGUUUUCAUUGGCUCCUCUGGCGGCAUUGCGGGGGAGCCAGGUGCAGCUCCAUACUGCGGCACAAAAUUCGCUCUGGAGGGUUGGCACGAUUGCCUCAAGCAAGAGACUGCACAUCUCGGCAUCAAAAGUGUCCUAUUCGAACUAGGUUUCUUCCGCACGAAGAUCAUGCAUCCUGAAAACGUUCGAACGUUCCGUGCGCCUGGUAUCGCGGAUUACGAACAUAUUCGCAACAUGGUUGGGCAGUUUGUUGAGGGCAUGAACGGCCACCAGCCCGGUGAUCCUAAGAAGGCCGUCGAGGUCAUUCUGGACUUUGUUCGAGCAGAGGGCGUUGCGGAAGGCAAGAUGCUCCCAGAUAGGUUUCCCAUAGGAACCGAUUGUUUGGCGACGCUGAGGAAGAAGUGUGCGGAUACGCUGGUUGUUUGUAAUGAGUGGGAACACGUUAUCCGUAGCACAGACUGGGAGUGA